CCUUUCCUUCGACAGAUGCUACUCGACCCACUGAAUUCUUCCAGCAGAUUAAAAAACAGCUCAACGACUCCAGCCGCAAUCUCAGGAUUUGUGCCGGUGUCAGGUGCCAGUGAGGAUAGAAAUAGGAGAACAGGGAUGGAGGGCCAUUACCUGCUGGUAUUUGUCUGCAUCUGGGCCGUGGCCCGAGCUCAUCACUCAACAGGCAAUCUGUGCGACACCAUCCGCGCCUCGCAGUCGAGCCUGCACGAUUUCCGAGGAUACGCCCACAACGCCAUCGACAGGAACCAUGACACCGACUACCAGCACGGAGCGUGCAGCAGAACCACCAUGGAGCAAUCGCCCUGGUGGAGCGUGGAUUUCUUCUACCAUUACAGGGUCUAUGUUGUAAACAUCACCGCCAGCAGAGACGGACAAGGCGUUCAGGGAGCGGAAAUCCGCAUCGGAGACUCCAGGGAAACCCAUGGCAGUCAAAACAGCGUCUGUGCAAGGGAAGUAACCGUUCCCGCGGGCCAGACUAAGUACUUUUUCUGUGAACCAAGAGGAAUACAUGGCCGUUAUAUGACCAUCAUCAUCCCCGGGAAGAUGGCAUGCCUGUCACUGUGCGAGGUGGAAGCGUAUGGAGCGCACGAACCCCACUAACUGUCACGGUUCUCUGAGACGGACACUGGGCGCGAACUGGCAAUCUCCGCUUCGUGCUUCCGGCUUUUGCAACCGAUCCAGAUGGAGAACAGACCUCCGUAUCCCGGACCAUCCCGGUCCAACCCCGCUUCAAGCAGCACUUUUCACAGCGAGCCGGCCUUUCAGGGAUUCUGCAGCAUUGCCCAGAGCGAAGGACAGCGGGUGGUGGUGGUGGAGAGACCGGGGGAAACCAGGGAGCGGACACCACUCAGCGCCUGGGACACACUGUCGGGACAGAGGGAGCGUCCUCUGCCCCACCACUGCCUGUCACGCACUUUUCCACUGGGAACGGCGCUGGACUGUAAAAGACCCCGCUCCAUCCCGGCCGGGAUCAGUCCUACAUCCGUGGGGCAGUCCCACAUCCGUCGGGAGCUGUGUGACGGGCCAGUAUCCGGGUCACCGCCCAUUUCUGCGCCGAGCUUCCCUCACUCUGAGCGUGUGUGUAAUCCCCAAUCUGUGCCUUUUCUGUCUGAAUAAAUCAGCGCAACAGCUUCUGCAAA
Molecule: messenger RNA, 1178 nt
Organism: Pristis pectinata (smalltooth sawfish)
Lineage: Eukaryota; Metazoa; Chordata; Chondrichthyes; Rhinopristiformes; Pristidae
Product: fucolectin-1-like
Exons: 5
Coding region: 16-639 (207 amino acids)
Source: RefSeq, a predicted model, not a curated record